UAGGUCAUUUCUGGACUAACACAUGGUUCAAUUUUAUUUCAAUAAUUCGCUUGCGCGUAGGGGUCUGUUAGCUGUGGGAGGACCUGGAGAAAACCCACGAGGUUGAACAGACGACUCUACUCCUUGUCGCAUACAACCGGGGAAUAGAAACCCUGCCAGUUGAUUCAAUGACAGACCGUAUGAUACAGCGCGCACAUGCUAACCAUUCAGCCAUCCAACUCCCCUCAAUGGUUUUAUGGCAGUUGUAUUGAUUUAACCCCAGAGGAGGCGGAAUCUAUAGAUGUCUAUAUAUGUCAUAUAUGUGAUCUCUCUUAAAAUUCUAUAUCCAUAUCAAUAUUUUUAAAAUAAAUGUUUUUGUAAGGGGAUUUUUAUCCCAGGAAUUCAAUUUUAAUUUAACUGUUUUUAUGUUGCUUUCCAUCUUGAGUGCACAUAAGGCCUGGGUUGGGCAGUGGCAUUUUUGGGGGUUAAAUGGAUUUUCCCACGGAGGGUCCCUUUUUAGAUGCCCACAUUGAAAUGUGGACGUAUAUUGCCGUCGUCUGUCAUGUGAUUUGUAUGAAAUUUAUAUGCAUUAUUUAAAUUAGUAAAACAAAAAAGCCUGUCAAAUUUAAACAAAUUCUGUAGAUUACUUCCAGAGUUGAGACCCUUGUUUCAGUUUGUAGAACCUUGUAAACCCUCAAACGACAAAAUUUAUAAUCUGAUCUGUAUGGAAUUGUCUUGUAAAGGCCCGCAAUUACCUACAAUUAAAAAAAGAAUAAAUAUGCUACAACCCUUGUCGAUUUAAAAAGAGGAUUUGUAGGCCUACCUGUGUCAGGUAGGAUCCUCUGCCUAAUUAAAAAACAAUAAUCAAUCAUUGUUUUGAAGAAAAAAUGGUGAAUUUUGCUUCUUUGAAUCCGGAUGUUAUUAGCAUUGAGGGUUUGCCACUUGAAACUAUAUAGCACCAUCUCUUAUCUGGAAACAGGAAGGGUUGAGAGAUAAGGUUUCUUAUCGAUAGCUCUGUCAAUAAAGGUUAGUGACAUCACCAGGGCUUAAGAGGGAAAAUGAGUUCACUAUCUUUAAUCUUAUUUUUCCAACUGCUAAACCAAACAAAUUGGUAUAUUCUAGAAUUCUGAAUGUAGGAAAUAGCACGUUUUAACAGCUAACAUUCUGCCACACCUAUUUUGGCUUGAUUCUCAUAGUUAGUGUCUGCCACACCUAUUUUGGCUUGUUGACCAUCUAGAGGUAACAAGUUGUAUCCAAAUUUAAUGAAACUUUAAAGGUAUGUUUAUAACUUUAUAUCCCUCGGAUCUUGAUUCCUUUCGAUAUUAGCACACAUCGGACCGUAACUUCCUGGAUUAUGAUUCAAGAUUUGUUUUUAACUGGUGAACCCUCUAACAGUCACAAUUUUUAUUUGAAAGCCAUUUAAAUAUAUCACUAACACCAUGACCAUGAUUAGAUUUGAAUUUCGUUAAAAUUGGACCAAAUGUUCCUGUCAAAAUGGCCGUUCCACUACAGAUAGUGUAAAGCAUGUAAUAAGUGCACCCUCCUAAAUAGUAUUAAGGAGCAAAAGUUCUCAGAUCAAUUUGAUUUUGGUGUGCAUCGGACCUUCUGUGAUGGAGUUAUGCCCCUUACCUUUUACUCAAAUGCGAAAUAUGUACAUAAGUCUGUGUAUUCUCCAGAGGCGACAAUAUUUGUCCAUUUAGAUGAAACUUGAAGCAUUGGGUUCAUGAGAGGUGCACACUAUCGAUAUUCAGCGAUCGGUGGAAUUCCAUUCAGAAGUUAUCCCCCUUUUCCAAAAUAUGUGAAGACAAUAGAGGCUACAGAUUUUAUCACAUUUUUUUAUAAUUUCGAUGUGAAGCAUUGUUUUAAUGAGAGGAUGAAUCCUAUUGAUUUUCCCUGUUCUCCAUCUGUUGUGGGGGUAUCUUGCAUGACAACCAUUUGUUUUGUAUGGGGGUUAUUAUGAGAAUCAUAUUGAAUAAUUAAUAUGGUUGAUAUAGAAAGGGAGCUACGGUGGCUAAGUGGGUAAGAUGCUGGCUCGCUAGUCUGGUGGUCGGUUGUUCGAUCACUGCAUUGCCCGAGAAAGUUCAUCCACAUUUUCCGAUGCGGUUCCCCCUUUAUAAGUGAUGCAGGACGGAGGACCUAACAAGGGCAGCUGUCUAGUCAUUUAGAUUUCACGAAAAACCAAGGUCCCGUGUACACAUUGGCGUGCACGUAAAAGAUCCCUUAACAGUUGGAAUUCGAUAUAAGAGUAGGCCGUAGUGCUGCUGUCAGGGCAAAAUUUCCCUCAUAGUACACUGUAUGUCGUAUGCCAGUCUUCAUUAGCCCAGUUCGGAGCAAAACAGUAGGACAUUUAACGUCAUUUCAUUUCAUUUGAUAUAGAAAAUGUACCUUCUAAACAAGAUGAAAAAAGUUACCAAGACCUGCUUUCAAAGACACAAAAACAACAGCAUGAAAUCAGGGAGCUGAAAGAUCAAUGUUCAACGUUGCAAAAACAAAAAGAUUUUAAAGUCAUGACAGACCAAUUAUCGAGGAUACAAAAAGAAAAAGACUGUGAAAUCAAUGAACUUAAAGACCAGAUCAAAGAGCUCAACCAAAGAGUGAAAAACAUGCAGGAACUACCACUGAAAGAUAAACAGCGUGGGCCAUUACAGCCCGGCGACUACAAAAAGAUACAGGGAAACUUUACAUACCUUGUUGAUAAUAUCAAAGACCCCAUGGAAUUGUGUCAAACCCUGGAGGAAUAUGGGAUAUUUGACAUUCAUGACAAGGACAAAGUUGAAAAAUGUCUACGUGACGGCACCCGCCGUGACGCAACAGACGAGCUUCUCUGUAUCUUAUUGUGUAGUGGACACAAAGCUUAUCAGCCAUUUCUAGAAUGUCUUGAUAAGCUUGGUUACGAUAAAGUUAGAAAACAACUGGAACCAGUCUGUGAUGGUGGACCUAAUAAUCCAAACUACGAGGAGAUCGACAUGUUACAAGAAGAAAGAGAUGUCAGCGUACAAGAAAAACAGUGUGGACGUAUGCCAGAAUCUCAAUACAAUAAGGUCCAGAAUCAAUUUACUAAUUUGAUUGAUAAUAUCAGAGACCCUUUAAGAUUGUGUCAGACCUUGUUUGAAUGUGGUGUGUUUGACAUGGACGAUAAAGAAAUGGUACAGAAGAGUUUUCGAGAAGGAAUUACCCGCGAUGCUACAAUGAAGCUUCUUGAGAUCUUAUUGAACCGAGGUCAGAAUUCGUAUGUACGGUUUAUAGAAUGUCUUGAGAAAAUUGGCUAUGAUGCACUUAAACAAAAGAUGGAAGAGAGUUGUGAUGGCCAACACCUUGAGGAAAUCAGAUCGUUGAAAGAAGAGAGAUCUAGAUGCACAGAAACAACAAGAGAAAAGGAUCUGGUUAGGAAGCAGAAGCUACUAGUCAACAAAAACAAAUCUAUCGCCACGGAGAUGUCUGAACUAAAAGACAAAAUGGAUAAAAUGGAAAUGGAAAGACAGAGCGAAGAUGCUGAGAAGAUGAAAGUAAUCAAUGAAUAUCGAUCUAGAGAAAAGCAGCUUCUAGCAAACCAACAACAGAUCCGGAAAGAAAUAAAGAAACUUGAAAAGCAAAUACAAGAUUUAAAGGAAAGAACCAGUCUUGCAGAUGACAGAUUAACCAGAGUAGAGAGGGAUGUAGAAAGUCUUCUCGCUUUAUUUGAAAAAUGCAAUGGUGUUGGUAUAUUUACAGAUCUACAACAGACAACUACCACCAGUUUUACAGAUCCACAACAGACAACUACCACCAGUUUUACAGAUCUACGAGUGACAUCUACCAUCAAUUCAAGUGACAUAACUGAUGAUGGUGUCUCAUCUGGUACUGGAAGUAAAUCAGGAUCCAUAUAUUCAACAUUACACUCUGCAUGUCAAUACGGUAAUAUAAAUGAUGUAAAAUAUCUAAUUGAUACUGGGCAUGAUGUGAAUCAGCUGGAUAAUAACCAGUCACCUAUAUUGCAUUGCAGUCAAUCUGAAAUAGAACCUGUAGCUAAACUAAAACUGAUUCUUACUAAGGGGGGUAAUAUAGAUGAUAGAGAUAGUUAUAAUAGAAAUGUUUUACAUCUGGCAUGUUUAUAUGGUAAACUAGAAGCAGUAGAAUUUAUAUUAGGCCUACAACAAGGUAUUGAUAUACACAGUAGAGGACAUUAUAACAAGUCACCUAUAAUGUAUUGCAGUCAAUCUAAAAUAGAACCUGUAGCUAAACUAAAACUGAUUCUUACUAAGGGGGGUAAUAUAGAUGAUAGAGAUAGUUAUAAUAGAAAUGUUUUACAUAUUGCAUGUGUACUUGGUAAACUAGAAGCAGUAGAAUUUAUAUUAGGCCUACAACAAGGUAUUGAUAUACACAGUAGAGGACAGUAUAACAGGUCACCUAUAUUGUAUUGCAGUCAAUCUAAAAUAGAACCUGUAGCUAAACUAAAACUGAUUCUUACUAAGGGCGGUAAUAUAGAUGAUAGAGAUAGUUAUAAUAGAAAUGUUUUACAUCUGGCAUGUUUAUGUGGUAAACUAGAAGCAUUAGAAUUUAUAUUAGGCCUACAACAAGGUAUUGAUAUACACAGUAGAGGACAGUAUAACGAGUCGCCUAUAUUGUAUUGCAGUCAAUCUAAAAUAGAACCUGUAGGUAAACUAAAACUGAUUCUUACUAAGGGGGGUAAUAUAGAUGAUAGAGAUAGUUAUAAUAGAAAUGUUUUACAUAUUGCAUGUGUAUUUGGUAAACUAGAAGCAGUAGAAUUUAUAUUAGGCCUACAACAAGGUAUUGAUAUACACAGUAGAGGACAGUAUAACAAGUCGCCUAUAUUGUAUUGCAGUCAAUCUGAAAUAGAACCUGUAGGUAAACUAAAACUGAUUCUUACUAAGGGGGGUAAUAUAGAUGAUAGAGAUAGGGAUAAUGGUACUGUUUUACAUCUGGCAUGUGUAUUUGGUAAACUAGAAGCAGUAGAAUUUAUAUUAGGCCUACAACAAGGUAUUGAUAUACACAGUAGAGGAUAUUAUAACAGGUCACCUAUAUUGUAUUGCAGUCAAUCUGAAAUAGAACCUGUAGCUAAACUAAAACUGAUUCUUACUAAGGGGGGUAAUAUAGAUGAUAGAGAUAGGGAUAAUGAUAAUGUUUUACAUCUGGCAUGUUUAAUUGGUAAACUAGAAGCAGUAGAAUUUAUAUUAGGCCUACAACAAGGUAUCGAUAUACACAGUAGAGGAAAGGAUAACACAUCGCCUAUAUUGUAUUGCAGUCAAUCUAAUAUAGAACCUGUAGCUAAACUAAAACUGAUUCUUACUAAGGGGGGUAAUAUAGAUGAUAGAGAUAGUUAUAAUAGUAAUGUUUUACAUCUGGCAUGUGUAUUUGGUAAACUAGAAGCAGUAGAAUUUAUAUUAGGCCUACAACAAGGUAUCGAUAUACACAGUAGAGGAAAGGAUAACACAUCGCCUAUAUUGUAUUGCAGUCAAUCUGAAAUAGAACCUGUAGCUAAACUAAAACUGAUUCUUACUAAGGGGGGUAAUAUAGAUGAUAGAGAUAGUCGUAAUAGAAAUGUUUUACAUCUGGCAUGUGGAUUUGGUAAACUAGAAGCAGUAGAAUUUAUAUUAGGCCUACAACAAGGUAUUGAUAUACACAGUAGAGGAUAUUAUAACAGGUCACCUAUAUUGUAUUGCAGUCAAUCUGAAAUAGAACCUGUAGCUAAACUAAAACUGAUUCUUACUAAGGGGGGUAAUAUAGAUGAUAGAGAUAGGGAUAAUGAUAAUGUUUUACAUCUGGCAUGUUUAAUUGGUAAACUAGAAGCAGUAGAAUUUAUAUUAGGCCUACAACAAGGUAUUGAUAUACACAGUAGAGGAUAUUAUAACAAGUCACCUAUAUUGUAUUGCAGUCAAUCUAAAAUAGAACCUGUAGGUAAACUAAAACUGAUUCUUACUAAGGGGGGUAAUAUAGAUGAUAGAGAUAGUCGUAAUAGAAAUGUUUUACAUCUGGCAUGUGUAUUUGGUAAACUGGAAGCAGUAGAAUUUAUAUUACAAGGUAUUGAUAUACACAGUAGAGGACAGUAUAACACGUCGCCUAUAUUGUAUUGCAGUCAAUCUGAAAUAGAACCUGUAGCUAAACUAAAACUGAUUCUUACUAAGGGGGGUAAUAUAGAUGAUAGAGAUAGUUAUAAUAGAAAUGUUUUACAUCUGGCCUGUGUAUUUGGUAAACUAGAAGCAUUAGAAUUUAUAUUAGGCCUACAACAAGGUAUUGAUAUACACAGUAGAGGAUAUAAUAACAGGUCACCUAUAUCGUAUUGCAGUCAAUCUGAAAUAGAACCUGUAGCUAAACUAAAACUGAUUCUUACUAAGGGGGGUAAUAUAGAUGAUAGAGAUAGUUAUAAUAGAAAUGUUUUACAUCUGGCAUGUGUAUUUGGUAAACUGGAAGCAGUAGAAUUUAUAUUAGGCCUACAACAAGGUAUUGAUAUACACAGUAGAGGACAUUAUAACAAGUCGCCUAUAUUGUAUUGCAGUCAAUCUGAAAUAGAACCUGUAGCUAAACUAAAACUGAUUCUUACUAAGGGGGGUAAUAUAGAUGAUAGAGAUAGUUAUAAUAGAAAUGUUUUACAUAUUGCAUGUGUAUUUGGUAAACUAGAAGCAGUAGAAUUUAUAUUAGGCCUACAACAAGGUAUUGAUAUACACAGUAGAGGACAGUCUAACAAGUCGCCUAUAUUGUAUUGCAGUCAAUCUAAAAUAGAACCUGUAGCUAAACUAAAACUGAUUCUUACUAAGGGGGGUAAUAUAGAUGAUAGAGAUAGGGAUAAUGAUAAUGUUUUACAUCUGGCAUGUUUAUAUGGUAAACUUGAGACUGUUGAAUAUCUUGUAGGAAUAGGUAUUGAUAUCAACAGUAAAAAUAAAAAUAAAAAAACACCUUUAAAUUAUUGUAAGCUUUCAUCUGUUCAAUCAGAAGAAAAGGUUAAAUUAUUACAAGCAAAAAGAAAAAAAAAAUGGUAUCAGUUGUAAUACUAUCACUAUCAUCUCAAUAAUGUAAUGGUAUCAGUUGUAAUACUAUCACUAUCAUCUUAAUAUUGUAAUGGUAUCAGUUGUAAUACUUUCACUAUCAUCUCAAUGUAAUGGUAUCCAUUGUAAUACUAUCACUAUCAUCUUAAUAUUGUAAUGGUAUCAGUUGUAAUACUUUCACUAUCAUCUCAAUGUAAUGGUAUCCAUUGUAAUACUAUCACUAUCAUCUUAAUAAUGAAGUGGAAUCAGUCUUAAUACUAUCACUACAAUCUCAAUAAUGAACUGGUAUCAUUUGUAAUACAGGGGAUCACGUGGCUAAGUGGGUAAGACACUGGCUCGCUAGCCUGGAGGUCGGGUGUUCAAUCCCUGCCGAGAAAGUUCAUCCAGAUUUUCCGGCAUGGUUUCCUCUUGUCAUAUUGGCUUGCACGUAAAAGAUCCCUUGGCAGUUGGAAUUCAAUAUAAGAGUAGGCCGUAGCGCCGCUGCCAGGGCAAAAUUUCCCUCAUAGCACACUGUAUGGCGCAUGCCCGUCUUCAUUAGCCCAGUUUAGGAGCAGAACAGUAGGACGUUAAACCCCAUUUCAUUUCAUUUGUAAUACUAUCAUCUCAAUAAUGUAAUGGUAUCAGUCUUAAUACUAUCACUAUCAUCUCAAUGUUACCUUCCAGAAUAAUAAAGCUGUAUCAAAUGUUCUCCAAUGAUAAAGCAGCAUUUUCCAAUAUUCCAACUUGGAUCUAUGUAGCAUAUUUUACAACAUGUUUACUGAACUCCUAAAACAAAUUUAUAUGAAUAUUUUAAUUGUUUUAAUGAUACCUGUAUGUUCUAGUCUACUAGACAUAUUGUACUACAGCUUUAAUGUUACUUGUAUAUUCUAGUCUACUAGACAUGAUAAAUAUACAGUGUCUAUUGUAGCCUAAUACAGCUUUAAUGUUACCUGUAUAUUCUAGUCUACUUACAGUUAUAAUUUAUAUAAUCAAGUGAAAUAAUGUUAACUGUCUAAUCAAGUCUACUAAAAUUAUAAUUUAUAUAGUCAGUAAAAUAAUGUUACCUGUCUAAUCUAGUCUACUAACAGUAGCCAGUAAAAUAAUGUGUUAGUCCCGUAAUGUGUGAACUUAAUUAUAUGGCUAAAUAAUCCAAUCUUAUAUUAUUAUUCUAGUCUACGUAACUUUUUUAUUUUAUAUCAACAUUGUGUUAAUAAUUCGUACAAAUGUGUGCUGUUAAUUAUAUCACUGGAUAAUCUAGUCUAAUGACAUUAUUGUUCUAAUCUACUUGACUGAUAUAUUUUGUGAAGCUGUGGUGACUCAGUAAGUAGGAUGUCGCUCGCUAACCCGGAGAUCCUGUGUUUUUUUUAUUAAUGUGUUGUGAUUGUUGUAAUUUUAUAUUAGUUGUACUUAUCUAAAGCGCCCGAGAGCAGCUCACUGAGUUGAAUUGUUGGCGCUAUAUAAAUUAAUUAUUAUUAUUAUUCGUUCCCGGUGUUGGGUUCAUUGGGAUUUUCGCUGGGAUUCUCCCUUGUCAGUGGUGCAGGAGUGGCACAAGACAUCCUAUAUUCAUUCAGAUGGUCCUGUCUACACAUUGACGUGCAUGUGAAAGAUACCUUGAAACUUGGAAUUCGAUAUAUUAAGUAGCGCCGCUGCCCAGGCAAAAUUUCCUUUAUUGCAUACUGUACGGCGUAUUCCCGUCUUUAUUUGACCGGUCGGAGCAGUAAUCUGGAUAAUCUCCAUCUUAUUAAAAUACAGAUCUAUAAGUAUGGGAGGUUGUGUCAGGGGACAUACGAGCGGUUUUUGACCCUACGACGUCAGACAUUGAUUAAUCAAUCAGCGUUGACAUUUCUAGGGGUUUGCACACAGUUCUGUGCAGAUGCCAAGAUCUUGCUGUAACAGAACAUUUUAUUGGCUAAUUCCUCACGUCAACUUGAACGCCUGUAAUAUAACAACUCUUCACGAUCCUAGUGCACGUAAAAGAUCCCUUGGCAGUUGGAAUUCGAUAUAAGAGUAGGCCAUAGAGCCGAUGCCCAGGCAAAAUUUCCCUCAUAGAGAAAGAAAUGGGGUUUAACGUCCACUCGACACAAACUAGGUCAUUUCGGGACUAACAUAUAUGGUUUAAUUUUAUUUCAAUAAUUCGCUUGCGCACAGGGGUCUUUAGCAGUGGGAGGAAACCGGAGGACCCUGAGAACCCACGAGGUUGGACAGACGACCCUACUGGCUACUCCUUGUCACGUACAACCGGGGAUUCGAAACCACGCCAUUCGACUCAAUGACAGACUUUAUGAUACAGCGCGCGCACGCUAACCAUUCAGCCAUCCAACCCAAACCCCCCCUCCCUCAUAGCAAACUGUAUGGCGUAUGCCCAUCCUCAUUAGCCCAGUAUAGGAGCAUGACAGUAGGACGUUAAACCCUGUUUCGUUUUGUAUAAACAAUAUGUUAACAUUUAACUUGGUAAUCUGGUCUUAUGGCAUUAUUGUCCUAGUCUAUAUAUUAUGUAUAAACAUUAUGUUAACAUUUCACUUGGUAAUCUGGUUUUAAGAUGUUAUUGUUCUAGUCUAUAUAUUUUGUAUAAACAAUAUCUUAUAUCACUUUCCAUAAAAAUAAAUUUGUUAUCAAGAAUUA
Molecule: messenger RNA, 9560 nt
Organism: Patella vulgata (common limpet)
Lineage: Eukaryota; Metazoa; Mollusca; Gastropoda; Patellidae
Product: serine/threonine-protein phosphatase 6 regulatory ankyrin repeat subunit A-like
Exons: 6
Coding region: 2487-6962 (1491 amino acids)
Biological process (GO): regulation of apoptotic process
Molecular function (GO): protein binding
Source: RefSeq, a predicted model, not a curated record